AUGACUUCCACGCCCUCGAGUCGCCUAAGGCUAACGCCGUCCAACUCGCCGUUCCUCGGCCGCCCGUCACGCUCACCGAUCCGCCCCCAGAAAGCCGAGCAGCCAGCUCGACUGUCCCUGAAAAGGGUCGUUGGGAACACAUGCACGUCUCCCACAGGUCUCGACACUGUCAACUCUUGCUUCGCAUAUGUUGCCGGUGGCGCUGUGGUGGUUGUCGACGUGCAAGAAGAUCAGUACUCUCAGCGAUUCUACCGUGCCAGGCCCACCGCUACCCCAACGUAUGGCGUAUCCCCAGUACCACACUCACCGUCGACCCCGAACUCCACGCCGAAAGCCAACGAUAGCAGGAAUAGGGGCCCUCCAAGCGACUGGUCAGACAACCCGUCGUCCAAUAAGACCUGGUCACAACGAGAGCGCAUCAAGGCGGCUACGUGCGUCUCGUUAAGUCGAGACGGGCGAUUCCUAGCCGUCGGCGAAACGGGCUUCGCACCUCGGGUGCUGAUUUUCAAUCUUCAGGACAAUUCAUCCGACAUUCCACUGGUAUCAAUUAGCGAACAUGCAUUCGGCGUGGCUGCUGUGGCCUUCUCUAAGGAUACCAAGUAUUUGGCAUCACUAGGCUCCGCCAAUGAUGGGUUCCUCUACAUCUGGAAAAUUGACCAACGUACAGGUGCUGCCAGGCUGUUCCAACAGAAUAGGUGCACCUCAUCUGUUCGUGGCAUGGUUUGGAUUGGCAACAGCCUCGUGACGUUCGGUGUCCGCCAUGUAAAGGCAUGGAAGGUUGAGGAGCAAGCCCAGGCCACAUCUCCUUCUAAGCAAAAGUUUCCAGGUGAUGGGUCAUUCCCAGUACCGCAGUACCAGAAACCCCUUCCGGGCCGUAACGUGCUGCUUGGCUCACUUCUGGAGGCGACCUUCACCUGUGCGGCCGUCAUCAGUGACGACAAAGCUAUACUCUGCUCAGAAACGGGCGAUAUAUCUAUUCUCGAUGACUCCGGCAAGCAGAUGAGGCUGUUGCGAGUCACAAAUGUCGAAUUUCCUGUGCAGUGCAUCUCACUUUGUGACCAGACUGCCUACGUGGCUGGCAAGAGUGGCCAGUUCACAACCAUCGACGUGGCCAAUCUCUGUGAUGAUGCAGGUGAUUGCGUACUCGGGACAGACAAGUCGGCCGAGGGAACACUAGCAAUGGGCUUCGUUGGGAACCGCCUUAUCACCACAGACGCAAAGAGGUCGAUAGCCAUCUGGAACCCAGGCGAAAAGCCCGCGAAGGAGGCAUCGGGCACCGCAGCUGUACCCAUUCCUGGCUAUAGUGACGCUAUCAUGGGUGUUGGGGUUCUUUCCAGUCAUAAUUCGUCUGAUGCCGCCUUCUUCACCUGGUCCGGGUGCGGCAAGGUUGUCCUCUGGGGCUCUGAUGGUUCCAUCAAGUCGUCUUUUGAGGUAUCUGUCGAACAACCAGAAGUUUUGGAUGAGCUGGAGCCACCAAACGAGCUGUGUAUUGUCGCAGCAAGUAAACGCGGCCAACUGUUUGUCACUGCCGACCGUCUCGGUGUGUUGAAGGUCGUCGACUUCAACACUAAAGAAUGCCUGAUGGAUACCAAAGCACACGCGUCUAUGUGUCAGGUAGUGGCGAUAUACGAGUAUGAGGACAACAGCAGGAGGGCUAUCAUAGCGUCAUGUGGACGUGACAGAACGGCGCAACUUUUUCGCAGAACAUCGACAGGCACCUUUGAACAUUUCCAGACACUGGAGUUCGCCGCAAAGGUGGUUCAUGUCCUCGUACCAUCAGAGGACAAGGUCAUCACCUGUUCCAUGGACAGGACUCUACAAAUUCAUGAUCUAGUCUCCAAAGAGGGCGACCCGGAUUCCAUCGCCGCUAUUCCAUCCCGAGUCAUAACACUAAAGGGCUCACCUUCUUCGAUGGUAAUGGAUGACAGAUCAGUCUUCGUUUCCCUCCUGGACCGUUCCGUAUGUCAAUAUGAUAUCACAACCGGUCGUCUUCUCAACACCUUCAAAUGCAUCGAUGAAGGCGGAGCCGAGUCGGUCGUCCUGGAUUCUUUGAUUUAUGGACAACCUCUCUCAACAAGCGAGCCAUCGUUCCUUUUAGGUGUGUCCAAUACGGACAAGUCGGUGAGGAUUUACGACUCGCAGAGAGGUUCGUUUUUGGGUCGCGACUGGGGCCACAGUCAGGCCAUCAACGGCGUGGCAUUGCUGGAAGAUGAGGGGCAGACCAGGACGGUUGUGAGCGUAGCCUCUGACGGCACAAUUAUGAUUUGGGCUCUUGACCUGAGUGAUCCGAUAGCAUCAUUGAUGAGUAGGGAUCCAUCGCCAGCAAAGGAGCCGGUAUUGACCUCAAGUAAGCCAACUCUCAGAAAAGUUUUAUCCAAAGCAGAGCUUGCCGAAUUCCAGCGGCCUCAGUCAUCGGGAGGACGGCGGUCACCACCCAGGACGCUAUCUCGCCGCACCUCAAAGUAUGGGUUGUUGGCCGCUGGCUCAAGGACUCCGACACCAGCGGCUCAAACGUCCCCAGGAAGCAGUACAAUUGUUGAAGACCCUCCCUCGAGAAGGGUCUCCUCUGGAAGCGGUGACUCUGGCACCACACCGCCGCCAGUAAGUCCGAGGACGCGAGGAGUAGCUAGGAGGCCCUCGCUACCUGCUCUGAGCACAACGCCCCCCGCAGCCAUGGCUUCGUCCAUGUUGCUGUCUGGGCCUCGAAAGAAACAAAGUACGAGCAGCUUGCGAUCAUCGCCUGCUUUAGCAUCAUCUUCGUCAACAUCAUCAUCCCCGUAUGGCUUCGGGACGCUCAGCAUGGCGACAGAACAGACAUGCCGCACGUUACGGGCAUACCGCAAGAAGCUUGCGGCGGCUGAUACGGACCCCCAACAACAGCCUAUCCGUCCAGAGAUACUUGCUGAACUAGACGCAGAGCUGCGACUUACCGCAGCGGCCUUGGGUGACCGUGCCAUGCGCGACAACAGCUCCAAGGCUCUGGACGAUGGCCUGCUGAGCGGACUUCUGGACACCUACUCGGAGCGUCUGGUCAGUAUGCUAGAUGCAAAGUUGCGACUACGGGCCAGCUUAGGCCCUCCGUCGCCUGAAAUUGGAACCCAAACAGCCCUCCUCGGGCAAGAUACGCAAAGGUCGUCCUACAGCAGUACCAGCAGUAGCGAUCUGAACAUUAUUGUUACCUAG
Pyricularia grisea is the source of this 3183-nucleotide messenger RNA. RefSeq lists its product as uncharacterized. The transcript has a single exon. Gene Ontology annotation, cellular component: mitotic spindle. The record is from RefSeq and is a predicted model, not a curated record. Gene Ontology annotation, molecular function: protein binding. Bases 1 to 3183 code for a protein of 1060 amino acids. Gene Ontology annotation, biological process: regulation of mitotic cell cycle; mitotic spindle organization. Lineage: Eukaryota; Fungi; Ascomycota; Sordariomycetes; Magnaporthales; Pyriculariaceae.